This is a messenger RNA of Passer montanus (Eurasian tree sparrow), 1056 nucleotides long. RefSeq names its product 17-beta-hydroxysteroid dehydrogenase 13-like. Lineage: Eukaryota; Metazoa; Chordata; Aves; Passeriformes; Passeridae. The transcript has 6 exons. The record is from RefSeq and is a predicted model, not a curated record. The coding region runs from base 77 to 868 and encodes 263 amino acids. Gene Ontology annotation, molecular function: oxidoreductase activity, acting on the CH-OH group of donors, NAD or NADP as acceptor. Gene Ontology annotation, cellular component: lipid droplet.
GCCUCGGCCGGCUGUGGGGCGGGCGGCGCCGGCGGCUCCAGCGCAGUCCGGGCACGGCGGGAGCUCCAGGGAAACGAUGAAUCUGGUUCUGGAGCUGCUCCUGUUCCUGGCCACGCUCCUCUUCUCCUACCUGGAGGCUUUCGUGAAGCUGUUCGUGCCCGUGAGGAGAAAGUCUCUCAGCGGGGAGCUGGUGCUCAUCACGGGCGCUGGCCAUGGCGUCGGGAGAGCGACCGCCUUGGAGUUCGCCAAGCGCCAGAGCAGGCUGGUGCUGUGGGACAUCAAUAAGCACGGCGUUGAGGAGACGGCAGCAGAAUGCCAGAAGCUGGGAGCCACUGUUCAGAGCUUCGUGGUGGACUGCAGCAAACGGGAGGAGAUCUACAGUGCUGCAGACAAGGUGAAGAAGGAUAUUGGGGAUGUGACUAUCCUGGUGAACAAUGCUGGUGUGAUUACAACUGCCAUUUGCAAUGGCAGAAAGUUAGAAAUAGGAUUUCUGCUUUCUCAUUUGUACUUUCUCCCUUCCUGCAGCUCAAGCAAGUUUGCUGCAGUUGGAUUUCAUAAAGCUCUGACAGAGGAGCUGUCUGCCCUGGGAAAGGAUGGAAUAAAAACAACAUGCCUUUGUCCAGUUUUUAUAAACACUGGAUUUGUCAAAAACCCCACUACAAGGCUUGGAAAGAUUUUGGAGAUUGAAGAAGUCGUGCAGGCUUUGAUGGAAGGAAUAGUGACCAACCAGAAAAUGGUUUUUGUUCCACCACAGCUAAACAUUGCUUUGUUUACUGAAAUGGUGUUUCCAGAACGUGCCCUGAACCUUCUGAAGAAGAUGACCAUUCCAAAGUUUGAUGCCAUCAUUGGGCACAGAAGCACCCAGUGAAAAGCAAGAACUGAUUCUCAUUUCCCAGAGGCACCAGUGAAAAGAGAACAUGUGCUGAGUGUAUUUCAGCUGCCUUGAUUCAGAACAGAGCUCAGGCAGCUGCUUCCAGGCCACCAUUCCCAGGCACACCUAAGGGCUUCUCCCACACCUGCAGCUGGAACACACCUGCAUAACAGGGAGUGUUAGCA